AUGGAAGAACUUGGCCACACAACAUUAGAAACAACAAAACCUAAUUAUCUCAAUCUACUUCAAGAAAUCAAUAAACUUUCAAGUUUAUCAACUAAUUUGAAUGCUAUGAAUAUCACUGAAAUAGAGACAAUCUUCAACAAUAUGACUGAAAAUAUUGAUCGAAUAUCGGAUCAAAUGGUUCUUCAAAAAAGUUCAAUGUUUCUUAUUACAACAUUAAAUAUAAUUGUACGCAUUUCUGCUAUUGAUGGAUCUGAUUUGUUUAUAUCACGACAACCUUUUCAGUCAAUGUUUGAAAAAUUGAAUGAUCUAAUAUAUUGUAUUGAUACUAAAAAAGAUUAUUCUCCAGUGAUUGCCUCUGAUAUUUUCGAUGCAAUACUUCUGAACCUUGCAAAAGAUGAUUUUAUCGAAAUUUGCUUUCGACGAAUUCUUUCACAUGAGACAGUAACAACUAAAGGUAAUAUUCUUAGUGUUGGAAGGUGUUUAUUAAUAGACGUUCGGUACUUAUAUUUAGAUUCAGUGGAAACCAAUGGAGAAUCUUCACAAGAAGAAAGCAGUAAAUUCUACUAUAUCAUGAAUCAAUACCUAGCCCAUCCUACCAACUUUGUUCACAAAGCAGUUAUUCGAUCGAAUGGCGAAUUUAAAAACAGUUACAGUUCUCUUAUGAUCUCUUUUCAAGAAUUUAUUAAUAAUUAUCUAACAAAGGCAAACGAACACGUUUCUUUGCGUGUACUAUGUGUCACAAUAGCUAUUUUAUCUCUAUUAUGGAAUCUGACCGAUAAAAUUGCAAUAAUUUCUAUAUUUAUUGAUACUGGUUAUAUUCAAAAAAUUAUCCAGUGGAUUCAAACAGAUAUAUUUGCGUCUGAUAUCAGUGAUAUUGGUAAUCCAAUAGUUAAUAUUGUUUACAAUUUGACGAGAGACAAGACAGCUUUAAAACAGCUUCGUGGAGAAAAAGCGUUCGACAUUUUGAUGGAGCGUAAGCAGUUAAUCUAUAAUGAAAACGAUAGCCAGAUGAUACAAAGUUAUGGUUGGGCAUUAAUUGCACUAGCUACUAGUGAUGAACAAUCGGACGAAAAUAAAAAACUCAUUCUUGAUACUAGCGUAAAUUUAUACGAAUUGUGUAAGAAAAGUGAUCAAGAAAAUGACUUAAGAUUUGAAGGGUGUCAUUUAUCGGAAUUUCUGGAAUUAUUAGAUCGUGCUUUCACAAACACAUACGUAAUAAUACAUAUUCUGGAAGAUAAGAUCGAUGAAAAAUCAACAGCAAUACAGUAUUUUAUAGAGCUUUUUUUAUCGUUUUAUGGAGCUUUGCUGGAUCCAGAACCAGAUGAACUAGAAAAACGUGCUGUCAAAUAUUUACUUAGAAUUCUACUACAGAUUUCCAGUUAUCCGGAAUAUCUAAAACAAUUAAUUGAUAAUAAUCAGUUUUGUAUAAUCAUAGAAAGUCUUGCCAAUCGUCCAAAACGCGAUGAUGCAAAACGUAUUUGGUGUAAUAUUCAGCAAGUUAUAUCAACAAACGAACAGAAAAAAGAAAGAUCAUCGAAAAUCUACAUUAGCUAUGAUCGUACCGACGAAGAGUUUUGUAAAGAAUUUGUAAACGAGCUGCGUAAGAGAACAACAAUACCAAUUUGGGUCGACUAUGAAAAUGUUGACCUGUCUGAUGAUGUGUGGGAAUACGUAUCUCCGAAUAUUAUAUCGGCAACAGUGGUUAUUACCUUAGUAUCAACAGCCUAUGGUGAAAGUACUAAUAAAUUUCAAGAAUUAUCUUACAUAAUUUCUACUAAUAAAUCAAGAGAUGAAAAGAAAGGCUUAAUCGUAGUCGCAACUGAACCCAAUUUCAAUUUCAAUCGAUCUUGGAUGAAAGAUCUGUUACAUGACAAGACUAUGGUUCUCUAUGAAAAUAAUAUUGGUCAUAUGGCAUGGAACGUAUGUGAACAGAUUGGUGUGUUGAAGAAACCGCGAAUUAAAUGCCUAAAUUGGCUAUCCAAAAAUGUACGGAAAAAAACAGCUCAUUGUGAUGAUUUUUCAGCCAGAACUUUGAAAUUGAUUCCAGAAAAUGAUAAAGUCUAUUCUCAAAAGGAAUCGUCACAAGUGGAUGGCAGUACAGAUAUUUUACUUACAUCAAAAACACAUAGUUCACAGUCCAUUGUUUCUGAACUAAUAACGCAAACCGGAUCCGUUGGUGGUUCAACCUGGGUAUAA
This is a messenger RNA of Adineta steineri, 2196 nucleotides long. NCBI's taxonomy places the organism in Eukaryota, Metazoa, Rotifera, Eurotatoria, Adinetida, Adinetidae. The record is from the annotation of a GenBank genome assembly.